AUGCCAUCGCAGAUCUUCCGCAAUGUGAUGGAUUACGGAGCCAAGGGUGAUGGUGUCACUGAUGACACUGCGGCCAUCAACAAAGCCAUCAAGGACGGCAAGCGAUGUGGAGAGGCCUGCAACGGCUCUACUACCAAGAACGCCAUUGUCUACUUUCCUCCCGGGACGUAUUUGGUUUCCAGUCCCAUCAUUGUCUACUUUGGCACUCAGAUGAUUGGCGAUGCCAACGACCGUCCAACCAUCAAGGCGGCUGCCAGCUUUGUUGGUCUUGGGGUUCUUUCGACAGACGUGUACAUGGGCGAUGGUGCUGGGGCCGAUGGUAAGGACAAUGAGUGGUAUGUCAAUACGGCAUCGUUCUACAGGCAGAUUCGGAACUUCAAGAUCGACGUCGCCUCAACUGACCCCAACGCCUACGUCUGCGCACUACACUACCAAGUCGCGCAAGCUACCAGCCUUCAGUUUGUUGAGCUAAUUGCCAAGACUGGAACCACACAGCAGGGGUUAUAUGCGGAGAAUGGUAGCGGUGGCGUGCUGGCUGACAUCACUUUCACUGGAGGAAACUUCGGCAUCUAUGCCGGAAGUCAGCAAUUCACUGCCCAACGUCUGACUUUCAACGGCUGCAAUACGGCAGUCCAGAUCAUCUGGGAUUGGGGUUGGGUCUGGAAGGGCAUCACCGUCACAGACUCGAGCACUGGUUUUCGUCUUGUCAACGAUGGCGGUGACGGAAACGUUGGAUCCGCCGCUUUCAUGGAUACCUCGUUCACGAACGUGAAGCAAGCCAUCGUAGUUGCCCCGCCUUCUUCCACCCCUGCUACUGGAUCGACAGGUCUUCUUCUCGACAACAUCGGCUUCAGCGGUGUCAGUCAGGGAGUUGCAGAUACGACUGGGAAGACUCUCCUUGACGGCUCUAGCAGCGUUUUGAGCUGGGUUUUGGGACCUAUCUACAACGGCACCGAGCGCACAUGGAGUUCAGGGUCUUCACACGAAUGGAUGGGUAUUCUACCUUUGCUUGGCGAGAAGACCAUAGACGGCCUGCCGAACCUGCCGUACUUCGAUAAGGCGAAGCCUCAGUACGAAGGCCAUUCUACCGGAGACUUCAUUCAUUUGAAAGACUACGCUAAAGGUGAUGGCUCCACCGACGAUACUGCUGGUGUUCAAAACGCUUUCAACAGUGCAGGCGGCAAGAUCAUUUUCGCCGACGCUGGGGUUUAUUUGUUGUCGGAUACGGUCACCAUCCCGGCUGGAACCAAGAUUGUAGGUGAGACGUGGACACAGUUUGCGGCAACUGGAUCAAAGUUUGGGGACUCUAGCAAGCCAAUUCCUAUGCUACGAGUUGGAAAUAUCGGAGACGUUGGAUCAGUUGAGAUGCAAGAUCUCAUGUUCACCACCGUCGGACCGACUCCUGGUGCUAUCCUCGUUGAGUGGAACAUCAACGCCGACAGCCAGGGAUCUGCUGGACUGUGGGUUUAUACGGCCCGAGGACUUCUCAUCGAAAGCACAGAGGCCGUUUGGCUGUACGGUACCGCGUCUGAGCACGCCGUGUACUACCAGUACAACUUGUUUGGUGCCCAGAACGUUUUCGCUGGUCUUUUGCAAACGGAGUCCCCGUAUUACCAGCCCAUGCCAACUGCUCCAAGUCCGUACAAGGCCGAGGUCGGAGUCGUUCGCGGCGAUCCCAAGUAUGACUGCAGCGGUACCGACUUUGACGGUUGCGACUCGUCAUGGGGCCUGCUUGUCAGCACUUCUCAAGAUGUCUAUAUUGCUUCAGCAGGCAUCUAUUCGUGGUUUGAUGACUAUAGUCAAGAUUGCAUUGAUGUCCACACCUGUCAAAAGGUCCUGGUGAACUUCUCUGAAAACUAUCAUCGAGUUCGUCUCCAGCAGCUCAUCACCAUUGGCGCUCAAUAUUCCCUCGUCUCCGAUGGCAAGGGUAUCUUGGCCACGGACAAUUUGGCAAUUUCUGUUCAUCCUGCCUGGUCACAAAUUUCUUUAUUUGAUGCUACAUCCGCAGGUGACGCCGACAUUGACGUCGGCGAUAUCGCAGUCGACAUGCCGCCCUGCAACGACCCGAAUCAUUGGGUGACAUUGGAUGAUCUUUACGCAGCCAUGGGGUCCUUUCCUGACUACUGCGUUGCUCUCUACGCAACUCAGAUCCUGUACAGGAUGGUGGAUACUACCUUGGAAAACUAUACUUCCGUCGAUAACGGCUACGACAGUAAAUUUGACUCUUACGUCAAGUAUACCAAGGAAAUGAUCCCGACUCAACUCGAUGAGUUCAUGAACCUCGAAGACGGCGCCGGCAACAAGUACUUCACAUGCACUUUUGCCGAGAACGGUCGCAAUGAGACAUCCCAGAAGUGCCCCUUUGGCAACUGGAUCAACACAUAUGACGAAUUUACCAUCUACUACACUUUAGACGACGAGGCAGGCUUCUUCAAUGAGCUGCAAUCAACAUACGGUAUCAUCCCCGCCUGGGUCAAGUUCAGUGAGAAGAUCGACCAGGUGACGUGCACCGGCAGUGCGGCGACCUGCACGCGCACCAAAUAUGUCUACGAGGGUCGCCCAUUACCUGCAGACAGCAUUACGGUGGCGAACCCCAAAGACAUCAUCAGCCAGGCUCUCCCGGGCUUUACCAACCUUCGCUCCACCCUCGCCAGCAUGUUCUUUCAGAUGAAGCUCGGCAUCUGGGACGGCGUCAACGAUGAAGUCAUCUCGGUGCUCAGUAUUCCUGUGUCGCUCGCCCAACAGGCAGUCGAAAGCAUGGCGCAGGUCGCAGUCAUUGGAGAAGAGGCAGCUGAAGAGGAGAAGAAGGAACUCAUCUUGACCAUCUUGAGCGUUGUGUUUCUCGUCAUCCCGUUUGCUGGCGAGGUCCUCGGUCCCGAACUCGAUGCUACCAUCCUGACGUUUGGGCGGAUCAUCGAUCUUAUUGGUGCUGGUGGGAAUACCGCGUUAGCAUUUUACGACAUUGCGAAAGAGCCGACCUCCGCGCCGAUGGAGAUGUUGGGGCUCUUGAUGGCAGGUGGCCUCGGGCGUGACUCCUCCGAGAUGGGUAAGCUGGCUAAGGCGAGACGGGAUAUGACUGAAGUCGACCUUGGCAAGAUCGGGACCAUCUUCAAGAAGAACGAUGAUGUUAUCCAGAACAUCAUUCACAAGUGCAGCAAUCCGGUGGUUCAUUAA
Colletotrichum chrysophilum is the source of this 3174-nucleotide messenger RNA. RefSeq lists its product as uncharacterized. The transcript has 12 exons. The record is from RefSeq and is a predicted model, not a curated record. Bases 1 to 3174 code for a protein of 1057 amino acids. Gene Ontology annotation, molecular function: polygalacturonase activity. NCBI's taxonomy places the organism in Eukaryota, Fungi, Ascomycota, Sordariomycetes, Glomerellales, Glomerellaceae.